AUGGAAAGUGUGUACGAUCCAGGGAGGGAGGCAGUAAAACUGCUGGCUUUCUCCAUAUUGCUGAUGAUGGUACCGGCGGCUGCGUCAAACCGUGAAUAUUUUGCUCCUUCAGGUGGUUCGGGGAAGUCAGGGUCAAUUAUGCAACUGAUCGCCUCUCCAAUCGAUGUCGGGAUAAGGUCCAAACACGUUUCUGGCCAGGGCACCCCAACGGACCCAAGUGGAGCUGUCGAACUAUACUUUGGGUUGUCUACUGCGAACGCCUCGGAUGAUGCAAUCCGGUCAACAGGCCAGUUUCAUGUUGCGCCUCCAUCAGACGGGGAAAAAAUGAUGCAGUCACUUGAACGACAAAGGGCAUUGAUUCACGCUACCGAUCAACGUUUGAAAAGGAAAGAAUCCCUCAGUAGAGGCUUACAGAUGGUACAGAGCCAAACGCUCGGCGUCGACAUCGCAACAUCAUCUGGAGAAGCCGUACAUCAGGGCCUUACAGCUAAUAGAGCAAACAACCAAGCGCGCGCCCAGAGUCAACACGUCGUUUUGAACGGCUCAGGAACCGGCGCAGUGCCACAGCAGCUUAAUCUCUCCCAGGUACUCAUUCAGAAUUCCUCGCAGUUCUUUCUGAACUGGGAACAACCGCGGGGGCAACAGGGAGGAAGCGGCACGAGUAGCGCAAACGCUGAUCAACAGUACGACUGGAAGAAGCAUGUGCAACAUCAGCCAGGGAGAGGUCGAAGAGAGGCUCUGAGUAAACAACAACAGAUAACCGAACAAAAACAACAGCAAAAGUUGCUUGCAGAAGUCUUCCUCCUAGGAAAGGAAGUGGACAGCCGGCAACAACAUCUGGCUGAACAGCAGAAGCUCCGACAGCAGCUACAAACAUUGGUUGCAAUGCAACUCGAGUUACUAAAGCAGCUUCGUCGCCUCGAACAGGAACAGCAGGGAGACGGCCAUCAAUCCGUCUCACAACGGGUGGCAUCAUCUUCGUCACCAGAUAGUGCAUGCUAUCUUAAAGAUUUUCCGUUGGCAGACAGCUUUGCACAAGUAAAACGCCAAUCCCAACUCCUGUUGGCAGCACCCCUUCCAGUGCCCAGAGUGACGUUCCCCUUGCUACAGCGCAUGUGGUCCGCCUCUGGAACCAAAGAGACCGGUUACCCAAUCCCCCAUAGUAUUGUGCAGCAGUUUACAUUACCGGUGCCAUCCGAGCAGCAAGCUGAUCACGUCCACUCGCGUCAACCACAAUCCACCACUCAGCAGCUUGCACUGACUUCACAGCUGAGUAGGAAUCCCUUCCUUGCUCCUCAUGAGGCAGGAUCUCAAACAAUUAGCACCUCUGGCGUCUCUGAUGAUAACCUGCGAUCCACAGCGCAACUUUUGAAAGAUCAGAAGCUGUCGACGGCACUGAUCAAUCCCCCAAAACAAUAUCAUGGCGAGGCAAUGCGCGGAAUCUUUCCCGAAAUUCCUGCAGAGCUCGCACAACCGUCGGUGGCACACAAUUCAACUGAGACGGUCUCGAGUGAACUGAAAAGGAACGAAGUAACACGGGAGGAAUUACCACUGCAGCAACGUCUCGAUGUUGACACAGGGGUACCACUGGAUGCGGAGUCCGAAAACGGUGCAUCAGGGGCAACAGUCGCCUCAGAUAUAUCCGUGAUACUAACUGAUGCAGUGGCGAAACAUAGGUACUCUUCGCAGGCCCCAGUUUCGUCUGGUCUUGUAAAUCCGCCAAGCGGUCGCGUUCCAGGCGAACGUGAACAACAGCACCCGAGCCGUACGUUCGGGGAAGCAAACGAAUCCAAAGCGACAGAGAAUGCAGAGGCGAAAGAACAGAAUCGUGAAUCUGUUCUGGCGGAAGACAAAGAGCCUGGGAAACAAGAGCUGGAGGAGUUGAAGUCGCCCGUCAAAACAUCACAGCAGGAAAGAAAAGUGGACGACAUCCACGAAGUGCAACUCCAGCACAAUGAACUGCGUGCUCUUCAGAAGCAGCAACAAGACCACCUUGCCAUGCUGCUGAAGCAGGUUCGACUUCAACAGGAAGAGCUUGCCGCCAGGAGCCGUUUGCUGGAGGAGCAGCACCAAGAGCUCGUUCUCAUGCGGGAGCACUUACGUCAAAUCACAGCACGAAGCCGCCUGCCAGAUGCCAAACGUGUGAAGCUAUCCAACGUCGUUUUGCCGGAAGGGUCACAUCUGCUGGCGGUCAAAAACGUUUCUGAGAAACAGGAAUCUAACAGCGAAGCCACGCUUCAGAGUAAGGGUGCCCCUCCGGAUCAACAAAAGUGA
Neospora caninum is the source of this 2274-nucleotide messenger RNA. RefSeq lists its product as hypothetical. The record is from RefSeq and is a predicted model, not a curated record. The transcript has a single exon. Lineage: Eukaryota; Apicomplexa; Conoidasida; Eucoccidiorida; Sarcocystidae. The coding region runs from base 1 to 2274 and encodes 757 amino acids.